Colletotrichum gloeosporioides is the source of this 1617-nucleotide messenger RNA. RefSeq names its product Serine/threonine-protein kinase BUR1. The record is from RefSeq and is a predicted model, not a curated record. The transcript is spliced from 5 exons. NCBI's taxonomy places the organism in Eukaryota, Fungi, Ascomycota, Sordariomycetes, Glomerellales, Glomerellaceae. Gene Ontology annotation, biological process: protein phosphorylation. Gene Ontology annotation, molecular function: ATP binding; cyclin-dependent protein serine/threonine kinase activity. The coding region runs from base 1 to 1617 and encodes 538 amino acids. Gene Ontology annotation, cellular component: nucleus.
AUGGAGUCCAGCGCGCCCAACGCCAGCGACUCGCCUCGCACUUUUGCGAUGCAACACCAGCGCCCCAGGACAAGCUUUGUAGGAUGCUCGCGAAUCACAGAUUACGAUCUCCUUGGCAAGCUGGGUGAGGGUACCUUUGGUGAGGUGCAUCGCGCGAAAUCCAAGAAGACGGGAGCCCAUGUUGCCCUCAAGAAGAUCAUUAUGCACCAUGAGAAAGAUGGGUUCCCCAUCACGGCGCUGCGCGAGAUUAAGCUUCUCAAGCUGUUAUCCCAUAAGAACGUCCUGCAGCUAGUGGACAUGGCCGUCGAGCAUCCCCAGAGAGCCAGCGACAAGCGCAAGAGGCCAAUUAUGUACAUGGCCACGCCCUACAUGGACCACGAUCUUUCUGGUCUUCUUGACAACCCUUCGGUCACCUUCACCGAGCCUCAGAUCAAGUGCUACAUGUUACAACUUCUGGAGGGCCUCCGAUACCUGCACGACAACCACAUCCUACACCGCGACAUGAAAGCCGCCAACCUUCUCAUCAACAAUAAGGGCAUCCUCCAGAUUGCAGAUUUUGGUCUGGCUCGACACUACGAGGGACCCACACCUAGGUUAGGACACGGUGCUGGGGAGGGCAAGAGGGAAUACACUGGCCUCGUCGUCACUAGAUGGUACAGACCCCCUGAGCUGUUGCUUCACCUGAAGAAGUACACAACUGCUAUUGACGUCUGGGGAGUCGGUUGCGUUUUUGGCGAAAUGCUGGUUGGGAAACCGAUUUUGGCGGGUGAGAGUGACUCUCACCAGCUAGACAUUAUCUGGGACUUGAUGGGAUCACCCACGCCAGAGAACAUGCCUCUAUUCAACACACUUCCUGGCGCCGAGGCCGUUUCCCCACGUACGAGACCUGGCAGUUUAUCCACAAGAUUCAGAGAAUACGGCUCAGGGGCUAUCUCUCUCCUAAAGGAACUCCUCAGACUCGACUGGCGAUCUCGCAUCAACGCCGCCGACGCCCUGAACCACCCUUACUUUAAGAUGGCCCCCAUGCCGGCGAAUCCUGAUGAUCUCCCAACCUUUGAAGACAGCCACGAGUUGGACAGGCGCAAGUUCCACGACCGCAAAGCAGCUUUACCUCCAGCACCCAAGGGCGGGACGGUAGGCAUUGGUCCCGAUGCACACGGUGCCAAUGCCGGCUUCAAUAACACCGAGAAUUACUCAAAUCGCAACGGUGUUAACGGAAAUCGCCAUUCAAAUGCUCCUGGACUGCACCGAAACGGCGAGGAACGAAGACCAGCUUGGCAGCGCGAGCGUGGGGAACGAGGGCUGCCGCCUAGGCCUCCGCCGCCAGAAUAUGCCAACGGCGGCCCAAUGGAGCGAGACGGCUACCGGGACAGAGAUAGAGACCGACGACCCAGAAGCCGUGGAGGGCCACGGCCAGGACCAGAUGUUGACACCUACAUCCCAAGCUAUGGGAGGGACGACGGCCCACGACACAGGGAUGAUCGGCCCCCGCGAGAACGCCGACGCAACAGUAGGGAUGAGCGAUGGCAUGAUCGAGACUGGGAUCGCCGGACUAGGAGUCGCAGUCGAUCUCCAAUGAGAGAACGUGAUCGUGAACGAGAGGGGUACCGCAGAUAG